Molecule: messenger RNA, 943 nt
Organism: Oxyura jamaicensis (ruddy duck)
Lineage: Eukaryota; Metazoa; Chordata; Aves; Anseriformes; Anatidae
Gene: GLOD5
Product: glyoxalase domain containing 5
Exons: 5
Coding region: 245-694 (149 amino acids)
Source: RefSeq, a predicted model, not a curated record
GCUCCUGUUUCUAAUCAACACUUAUUUUAUUGUUUUCCCCUUUCUCCUGUGACGUUACUCCUCACACAGCUCAGCUCCGGGCAGCACGAAGAAGGUUGUAAAGCCGGGCACGCGCUCUCCAGCACUAGCUCUUCUGCUUCUCCUGCAGUUCAGUUAACAGCUUCCUGGAUCGUUUCCCUGAGCAGCUGGAUGCUCCUCACCUUCCUCUUGUGUGGUUUUGCACUCUGUUCCCAGCCCUGAGACGAUGUCCUGGAAGGAGGAACAUAUGAGUCCACCCCCAUGUUUCAUCCAGCGCCUGGACCACCUCGUGUUGACUGUUAAGAGCAUUGAGGACACUGUCGCCUUCUACUCCAAAGUCCUGGGCAUGGAAGUGGUGACUUUCAAGGGAAAUCGCAAAGCUUUACGUUUUGGCAACCAGAAAUUUAACCUGCAUGAGGCUGGGAAGGAAUUUGAACCCAAGGCUCGCCAUCCGGUCCCCGGCUCUGCAGAUAUCUGCCUUAUCACACAGGCACCCCUGGAGCAGCUUCUGACUCAUCUGAAGGCCUGUGGGGUGAUCAUUGAAGAAGGUCCUGUGGCCAGGACUGGUGCUGUGGGUCCAAUAACAUCCAUCUACUUCCGAGACCCCGAUGAGAACCUGAUUGAGGUUUCUAGGUACAGCACAGACAUGAGUGCAGUCAGCGGAGGGGAGCCCUAACCAUAACCCAUACUCUCUGCCUGAGUCCCAGCAGGAGGAGAGCAGUUCCCCAGCUGGCCACACUGCGGUAGCAAUGUUAUCAUCAAGGAAACAGUGCUGGAAUGCAGAGAGAACUCUUCUGACCUCUACAGUCAAAAUCACCUCUAAAACGAAAUAAUCAGUGAAUUGAUUUUUUUUUUAAUGUUAUUUCCUGGAAAAUCCAUCUCCUCCAUGGUGGAAAAAAAGCAAAUUCCUAAUAAAUGCAGUGCU